AGUCCGCGACAGCGUUUGACAUGUCCUACUCCAUUUUGCCACCGCUAUUGUCAGAUUGGCUUUUUCGUAAAAUCGAGACACUUCGUGUAAUCUUUGAUCAAAAAUCCGAAUUUUUACUUUACCAUUCAAGUGAACGAUGAAUGAACCGCCGGGCGACGAAGCCGGGUGCCUAACGUGCAACCGGAAACCGCUGAACUUCUAUCGCAUACGCGGAACGGAGGAAGAGGACAGCAAGCAAGAUAUUUGCCGGGUGAUAUGCCAGCAUUUUUGGUUCCAGGAAGAUGAGCUGGAACUGGAAAUCAUUUGCAAAAUUUGCUGGGAGAAGUUGAGUGAAUUUCACGAGUUUUACUCUGAAGUGGAGAAAUUACGCAAACGGCAAGAUGAGACGACCAUCCUCGUUAAAGAGGAAGAGGAUUCACAAGAAACAUUUGAUCACGAACAAACUCAACCAACUUCUCAAACUGAGCAGCUGAAAGUGGAGCCCUUGACGGAAGAAUACCUAGAAGCAGAAGAGGAACCGGAAGAACAAAUCGACGAAGAGUCCUCGGAGGAGGAGGAGGAGGAUGAGGAGGAAGAUGACGAUAAUCAAUCCGAGUAUGAGAUAAUAGAAGUGCCAGAACCUUCAGAACCCCGCAAGAAACGGAAGUAUACUCGGCGAGCGCCAGAAGAGAAAGUCAAGAAAGAGGCGAAGAGAUCCUAUCCAUAUAAGCAGAAGACGCAGGAAGAACGAGAAGCGGAAGAUGCCUUCAUCAGGCAGCACACACCGUACGUGUGCGAGGAUUGUAACGAAGUCUUCGAACAGUUCCACCUCUUUCAGCGGCACUGCGUCCAGAUGCAUGGCAAAGAAGGUUUCAUCGUAUGUUGUGGCAUCCGGCACAGGAAGCGCACAGUGCUGUACCAGCAUGUGCAGCACGUUCUGAAUCCGGAGGCAUUCAAGUGUGAGAUCUGCGGUAGGACUUACAAGAACCGCUUCGGGUACAAUCGACACAAGAAGGAGAGCCACGCUACCGAGGAAGAACGUACCUUCAAGUGUCAUCGGUGCCCGAAGAGUUUCAUCAAGGAAGGUCCGCUGAAGCGACACCUGGCGGAUCACGAGACGCUGGAUAAGGGAACGGCCAAGUGCGAGACGUGCGGAAAGUGUUUCAGCAAUAUUGGCAUUCUGAAGAAUCACGUGAAGUAUCGACACGUGAAGCAGAUGGAGUAUAUCUGCGAUGUGUGUUCCAAGGGAUUCUAUAUGCGAUCGACGUUUUUGACGCACAGGAAGACUCAUGAAGUCCCAGCGGAGCAGCUUCGCAAGCAGUGCCCGCACUGUUUCAAGUGGUGCAAGAAUCACGACUACUGGCGCGUACAUAUCCGGAGGCACAACAACGAAGGAGCAGUGAGCUGCGACAUUUGUGGGCACGUGUCGCCGAAUCUGAUGGCGCUGAAGGGACACAAAUCGCGGAUGCACACCGGCCAGAGGGUGUUUCCGUGUACUUUCUGCGGGAAGGAGUAUGCCCGUGCUAUCACGAUGAAGGAACACGUGGCCGCGGCUCACACGGGGGACAUCCUGUACCAGUGUCCGCACUGUGAAAGAACGUUCAACUCUAGCGCCAACAUGCACUCGCACCGGAAGAAGAUGCACCCGAAGGAGUGGCUAGAGCAACGUCUGGCUAAGUAUGGUAACCGGGAAACAGUGGCAAGUGGAAGGGUACUGCAAAGUGGAGUGGCCGGGGUCAAUCCUAAUGUGGAUGUGCAACAGAGUGCUUUUGAGUAGCGAUUGGAAAAGGGAUAUUGUGCAGAAAAUCGCCUCACUAAAAAACGAUUUAUUGAAACACGUGAUUGAAAUAUAAGACUAAUAAGUGGAA
This is a messenger RNA of Aedes aegypti (yellow fever mosquito), 1847 nucleotides long. Its product is annotated as transcription factor grauzone. Gene Ontology annotation, cellular component: nucleus. Gene Ontology annotation, biological process: regulation of transcription by RNA polymerase II. The record is from RefSeq and is a predicted model, not a curated record. Lineage: Eukaryota; Metazoa; Arthropoda; Insecta; Diptera; Culicidae. Gene Ontology annotation, molecular function: DNA-binding transcription factor activity, RNA polymerase II-specific; zinc ion binding; RNA polymerase II transcription regulatory region sequence-specific DNA binding. The coding region runs from base 137 to 1756 and encodes 539 amino acids. The transcript has 2 exons.